UCCUAUGCACCAGCUCCCCACCCCAUGGCUCCUCCCAGCCCCAGCACAAACAGCAGCAGCAACAACAGCAGCAGCAACAGCAGCGGGGAACAGUUGAGUAAAACCAACCUGUACAUUCGAGGCCUCCCUCCAGGCACCACUGACCAGGACCUAAUCAAGCUGUGCCAACCGUAUGGAAAAAUUGUGUCCACAAAGGCAAUUCUUGACAAAAACACAAAUCAGUGCAAAGGUUAUGGUUUUGUAGAUUUUGACAGUCCCGCAGCUGCUCAAAAAGCAGUAGCAUCUCUAAAGGCAAAUGGCGUGCAAGCACAGAUGGCCAAGCAACAAGAGCAAGACCCAACAAACUUAUACAUCUCAAAUCUCCCCAUUUCUAUGGACGAACAGGAACUUGAGAAUAUGCUGAAACCCUUCGGACAUGUCAUUUCUACAAGAAUACUAAGAGAUGCUAAUGGAGUCAGCAGAGGCGUUGGCUUUGCCAGAAUGGAGUCUACUGAAAAAUGUGAAGUGGUAAUUCAACAUUUUAAUGGAAAAUACCUGAAAACACCACCAGGCAUCCCAGCCCCCAGUGAGCCUUUACUGUGCAAAUUUGCUGAUGGUGGACAAAAGAAGCGGCAGAAUCAAAGCAAAUAUACCCAGAACGGGCGGCCUUGGCCCAGGGAAGGAGAGGCUGGCAUGGCUCUGACCUAUGACCCCACAGCCGCCAUACAGAAUGGAUUUUAUUCUUCACCGUACAGUAUUGCAACCAACCGCAUGAUUCCACAGACAUCUAUCACGCCAUUCAUUGCUGCUUCCCCUGUCUCCACAUACCAGGUCCAGAGCACUUCAUGGAUGCCUCAUCCGCCAUACGUUAUGCAACCAACAAUUCAAUCACAAGACAGGAUUAUGAUACUCCACCAGCUGUUGUGUCAGUAUAUGACUGCUGCUGCUCCUAUGCAAGGGACCUACAUUCCCCAGUACACGCCUGUGCCUCCGACAGCUGUUUCUAUUGAAGGUGUUGUUACUGAUACCUCUCCCCAGACAGUUGCACCUUCAUCCCAGGACACCAGUGGUCAGCAACAACAGAUAGCAGUGGACACAUCCAAUGAACAUGCACCUGCAUAUUCUUACCAACAGUCAAAGUAAGUGUGUGCUAUGCUAAGCUCUUUCUCUUAAGAUCAACCACCUUGGCCUCACUCUUUCAUGUGUAUGGUAACUUUGGCUAAAAUAUAAAUGAACUCAAACUUA
This is a messenger RNA of Otolemur garnettii (small-eared galago), 1224 nucleotides long. RefSeq names its product RNA binding motif single stranded interacting protein 3 (gene RBMS3). NCBI's taxonomy places the organism in Eukaryota, Metazoa, Chordata, Mammalia, Primates, Galagidae. The coding region runs from base 25 to 1122 and encodes 365 amino acids. The transcript has 12 exons. The record is from RefSeq and is a predicted model, not a curated record. Gene Ontology annotation, cellular component: ribonucleoprotein complex; cytosol; nucleus. Gene Ontology annotation, molecular function: poly(U) RNA binding; mRNA 3'-UTR binding; poly(A) binding.